This is a messenger RNA of Cydia pomonella (codling moth), 2997 nucleotides long. Its product is annotated as zinc finger protein 677-like. The record is from RefSeq and is a predicted model, not a curated record. Lineage: Eukaryota; Metazoa; Arthropoda; Insecta; Lepidoptera; Tortricidae. Gene Ontology annotation, molecular function: RNA polymerase II cis-regulatory region sequence-specific DNA binding; protein binding; DNA-binding transcription factor activity. Bases 918 to 2864 code for a protein of 648 amino acids. Gene Ontology annotation, biological process: regulation of transcription by RNA polymerase II. The transcript has 7 exons.
GUUAUAUAUCACGUUCAGAGCUGCACAGGUCAUAUUGACCCUGUAUAAGUAUAUGACAAGUAUGGUUAACUACGAGUUAACUUAAUUGCCGCACUGAAUGUGAGAGCUUUGCCAAAUACGCGGAAAUUACCGACGACUAAAUAUAAUUGUUAUAAUAGCGGUAAUAACAUCAUGAAUUUUACAAAAUGACCGCACGUGACUAGUUUAAGUUUAAUUAUGAGCAGUAAAGUAACGGAAAGUGGCAUACAAAUACAGUGACAGCUGUUUUAAUUGUUACUGUGUUUAGGAAUUGUGUUCGCCAAACAUAUGACACUUGAACUUAUUGGUUGGAGCACUCGGAGCCUAGAAGGCCAAUUAGAACUUAUAAUUUGAUGUUAAAAUAAUGUCAUUUUGUUAUCUUUCGUCAUUAACAAGUACGUAGGUACUUGUUCGAGAUGCAGGCGCGAAUGAUAACAAAAUCGAUUAUUUGGAUACGAAAAUGUAGGUUCGAAUUGUCCUCAAAGUUUAAAUCCACCCACUACCGCGUUCAACAUCCACACGGCACGCUUUACGGCCCAGCUACCAGUGCUUUUUACUUAUCUUACUUAUCUACGAAGUCCAAACUAACGGCCUGAUGCGAAGAAUGAGAUACGAUAACGAUAAAUUCUGGUUUAGAUAAGUUCUCAUUUAGAUAUCGUUUAUAUGUCGUAUAAUUGGCAGAAGCAGCUCGAUUCGGGCAACCAAUGUCACUUUGACGUUAGAAAUAUCCUAGAUAAAUCUUAUUGGGAUCACAGCGGUAUCGAAAUAAACGUAAAUUUUGACAUGUCGUUUAGUUAUCGAUCUUUCCAAGAUCUUAAACGUGUCUUAAUCAUUCUUCGAAUCGGGCCGUAUCUGUAUGUACUUAUUUUAGUUUAAUUUCUGAAUGUUGUGAUCCUUAGAUGUGUGAGUGGCUGUCACGCGAGGAGUGGUGUGACGUGAGCCUGCUGUGCGGCGGCCGCGCGCUCGGUGCCCACCGCGCCGUACUUGCUAGCGUCAGCUGCUUCCUCAGGCGAAUCCUGCUUUCUUGUCCUAUAGAAGAUACGCCGACGUUAAUUGUCUUGCCCGACUUCGACCUAGAAGCCUUGUCGGCGGUCCUUUAUUACAUUUACAACGGCGAAGUGACGAUGUCGACACAAAAAGUCGAUAAGUUUUUAGAUAUCGUGAAAGCCAUGCAAAUUUUCGUCGACCGACAGUAUUUGACGCAACUCUCUAUUAAUAUUGACAUUGAUUAUACCAUAACAAAACGCAUACCUAACGAUGCAAGUGUAUUUGUAUUACGCUCCGAGAAGGAUGACAGUAACUCGUCACUAGUAACUUUUAGGAAACUAAAUCAGCAAAUAGCUUCAUGCAAUACAAAAUAUGCUACAGAUUAUAAAGACUGUAUACAAGCGUCUCGGAAUUGGAAUGAACAGUUUAAGCCCAUUUUGGGAAAUCUGCAAUCGCCGCAUGAAGACCGACAAAGAGACUAUUUUCUACGUGAUUCAUUUAUGGAGACAUAUCCUCGAAACCGUAACGCUAACGGUCGGGCGGCGGGCGUGACAGCAAUACCAAACAGAUGCUAUCACUCCCCGACAUCUCUGUUCUUGACGAAUGCAAAUGUGAAUGGAUCUUUUAGCCCUGACACGGUGAAUUUGCCAUCCGAUAAUGAUGCAUCUAGUCAAAUGUCUUAUAAUUUAAGAUUAACAAGUAAACCACACCAGGAUAACGUGGGUAUAAUGGAGCUCCAUAGAAAACUGUCUAAUUUAAGUAACCUUUGUAUGGAGCCGGUAUCUGCAUCAUCAUCCAUGGAAACGUUGCGAAAUAAUUCUAAACAUAAGUCGUAUUUAGACCUUAGCAUACUACAGAAAGCUCAUACAGUUAUGCCGACAUCAGUUGCCAAAAAUAAUUUGACCAAGAGAGAUAAUCACAUGGAGAUAAAAGUUGAAAAAUAUAUAUCAUUUAAUAGACAGCAUAAGGUGGCGAUCUUAAAUAAAGCCUUGGAUAGCCCCUGGUGUCCUCGAUUACCUAACAGCUUCAGACCUUUUCGAAGAAAAGGACCCAGUUGGAAUAGUCAUUUUCCAAAUGAUAGUAAUAACAACGUCCAUGUCAUACCUGCAAAACUGAACGAUGAACGUUUGAAGAGUCCGUCUGAUCUAUGUAAUAUACUCGUACCGGGCACAAUUUCAUAUCCCGAAGAAAUUAAACACCCCGAUAAUAAUCAGCAACCGCCAUCACGCGGCCGCUACGCCUGCAGCGAUUGUGGCAAGACCUUCUCCCAGCUACGUAAUUUCAAGUACCACAUGUCGGUGCACCGUGGCACCCGCGAGUUCGCCGCCUCCUGCGCCGUGUGCGGCAAGACUUUCAACGACCGCGGGUACCUCAGCAGCCACAUGAAGAUACACAGAAACCGCAAGGAAUACAAAUGUUCGCAAUGUCCGAAAUCCUUCAAUCAACGAGUCGCCUACAACAUGCACGUGCGGAUACACACAGGAGUCAAACCUCACGUUUGCCCCACGUGCGGCAAGGCGUUUUCACGCAAGAUGCUUCUAAAACAGCAUCAACGCACACACUCCGGGGAGCGGCCCUACGCCUGUCCACACUGCGAGAAGCGCUUUGCUGAUCGAUCUAACAUGACUCUGCAUCUUCGGCUACAUACAGGCGUGAAGCCCUUCAAAUGCCCGAUGUGUCCCAAAUCGUUCACAAAAAAGCAUCAUCUCAAGUCACACGUCAAUUUCCACACUGGGGCUAAGCCAUACUCCUGUCCACGCUGCAGUCUAGCCUUUACGCAGUCUUCAAACAUGAGAACCCAUUUGAAGAGAUGCACUGCCCCAGAACCUGCUACUGGAACUUCGGAGAACUCUACAUAAUCAUAUGACCUACGACGGGGUCACCUGUUGGGGCCGAAGGAGAAUCAUCAGAAGACAUCCAAGUACAGGGUGUUAGGUUAGAAUGCAUUUGAUAAUAGGAGAUAGAGAUUGUGAUCAAACUCCCGUCCUGAUA